Messenger RNA from Amoebophrya sp. A120, 1942 nucleotides. Lineage: Eukaryota; Dinophyceae; Syndiniales; Amoebophryaceae. The record is from the annotation of a GenBank genome assembly.
GCUGAUGUGGUGCAAAGACGUGACGAAGAACAAGUGGUGUGCAAAUGGUUGUAGCAUGACAGCAAGAGAGACACGGACGGCCAUGUCCCAACUUAAGGGCGUGGCGCUCCUCUGCGCUUGUAGUGGCCGUGUUAGCUGUGGAGGUUGUUCCAGUGGAAGGCGAAUGCAUAAGAUGACCACCUGCGAGCCAGUGCCAGUAACAAUGAGCGGCGAGGACAGGAGACGUUGGCCCCGCCCACGACAAGGUUGGUCGUGAAUUAGUGACGAGAGUUAUAUUAUGUCUGUUUGGUCGCCAGACUGCGAUGUCAGUAGAAGGAGAGUCAGAGUGCAGACGAAUGUAGUUCUACCGCAUCGUCUCUUCCUGCUCGUUAUUACUUUGUAUCAACAAGCAAUUAGUGCGAGUAGAGGUAGAGUGACCCAUUGACGGCGUUUUCGCAAGGUUCAUCAGAGCGUACAAAAGCCGCUCUGAGCGUCACUGUGAUAAAAAGCUGACGCGACCAUUGCAAAGACGAAGAUGUUGCAGCCCCUGCUCAUGUUCCUUUCCGGGAGCCUUGUUUCACAGCUCUCCGGCGUCAGCGCAAUCGCGUACCGGCACCCAGACACCCACCACGGCCGAGCGGCUUUGCUCCAGACCAAGAAUAAGCUUCGGGUGACGAAGCAGCGCAGCAGGGCGCAGCGCGCGAAAAGAGCUGGGAAGUACACCACGUGGAAGACGAAAAAUGGGAAGAAGAUGCAGACUUCAAGUAAGUCCUUGUCAAUUAUAAGGUUCUACUUGAAGCGUGCGUUGCUCUACGGCCAGGAAAGGACCGAAAAGCACUUGAUGUUACAUAUUGACAUGGAGAAAAAUUGUCGCAAUCAAAUAACUGAAUUUAACAGGUGCCGUCGAAUUUCCGUUGAUGACGUUCUACGCGGAGAAUGAUCAGACCAAAGAUUGCCCAGCCCAGAACGUUUUACCAUCGAUCGAAGAGUGCAACGAAGCCGUGAUGCGACUGGGGAUGGAGCGAAAGGUAGAAUUAAGACUGCGUUGUAAGAUAAUCGUGAUCAAUCGAUGCUGGCAUAUUUCUUGUGUGCGUACACAUGCAAUUAUGUGUUGUUGCCGUCCCCUUGUUCCCUAAAUUGUUGACACGAAAUCGUAAGAGGAUGAAAAAAUCUUUCAGAUGGCCACCGUGAACUCCAUUAGUGGAGACUCCUUUCUCCCUGCCUGCUACUACGACAGCAACAAGAAAAUCGCGUAUUUCAACACUUUCGUCGGCUUGACGAAGAUGCUCAAGGACCUGGGUGGCGGUGACCUCUACAGUGUUUGCAAGCAGGCCGCGUAAGAAAAACUGCUUCGCAGCUGGAACCGCAAGGUGAUGUGGAGGAGGUCCAAAUUCCAAGAAGUUUGGACAUGCGAGCAAAGGCACAGCAACUUGCCCCUCUGUUGCUCAGACAAGAAAGACAAAAACAUGUAGAAUUUGAAUUUCGAUUUCCGUUAUCUGUACCGCAUUUCCAGACGUUAGUUUCAUACUGUCCCAGUCUUUUUGUAGAAAGUCAUCAACAGUCCGAACAAACAACUAGUAGCUCUCUCAUCUCAAGCUCCUGCAACUAGAGAGCUGAAAGACCACCGAGGUAAAGUCUCGGCGGCGCUCCUACCUUGCGCGAAUGGUUGUACACAACAUGUUGUCUGCAUGCUUCAUCCUCGUUCUGUUUAUCGUCGUCCUCGUUGCUCGUCAUGAACCAGCUGAGCAUAGGACGAGUAGCUGCAAAAGUUGGCUGCGGAAGAUAUGACAAACAAAAUCGACAAACGCAAAACCAAGCGGUACUGUCCCUACCCGCCUUUUGCAGGUGCGAGGCUUCUUAGAACUAUUUCGAGCUGUAUUUUUGAUUCAGUGAAAGAGAGAAAAAGUCUGCACAUCGCUUGCGUCGAGAGGACGGGAGAGCAGAUUCUUCUAGCCUAGCCAGG